GUUUUUAGUAGCUGGAAUUCUGCACAAACCUUUCAUCACCUUAUGGGCUGGUAGAAAUUGGCUUUUCUUACUGUGCUCCUGUCGUUUUGACCCAAAGUGGGAUGAUGUUCAAAAAGUUUUUUUUGUGAAGAAUAAAAAAAAUAUAUAUAGCAUGGACUCAGAGAUCAUUAAUAAAACCUUCUGUCAUGAUUUUUAGGAGUCAUGUACUAGAUGUACUAGUUCUCAUUCCCAGUGACCUCGUUUUUAAUGUAACUUUUUUUUCUCCCCAGCCUCGAAUGCCAAGCAUAAUUUCUCUUCUAAAUACUAAUUGUGCUCACCCCCCGUCGAUUUCUCCCUGCCCCCGUGCUCUCUGACUGGCUGCACUAAUCCUUUUGUUGUGGACCGAGAGGCCCGGUCGGCUUUGGCUGCACUGUAAGGGUUAGUUCAAGUGGAGGGUGAGCGCCAAGCGUUUGGAUGAUCACUUCAUCUUGGGAAGACCUCCGCAGCAACAUGUGCUCCCGAGGAUUUACUGUUCCUCGUUUCCUGCUGUUGCUGAUGUGUCUGCCGGGACGAGUCCGAGCGGAGUCCUACCUACAAGACGUCCUCCGAGUCUUGGAUCUGCCGCUCAGUCAGGAUGAAGAGACGCGCCUCCAGAAGAACCAUGUCGGCAUCCUGGUCUCUGCAAUUCUUCUGGCGGUGGACUGCCCAGAGAGGACGGGUGCUUCUCUAGAUGUCUGUGACAAGUGCCUGCCAGUGGACGUGGCGCUCUCCGUGCUGGAGGAUGACGAGAAGCCUUAUCUGACAGAGAACGACUUCCAGCGCCUCUCCACUCUUCUGCUGUACUACGUCGUGAAGCUGCCGGAUCUGUGCCGGUCGUCCUCUUCGCCCGCCCGUAGCUACGACUUCUACUUGAGGGCUCUCACCGAUCUCCAUGCGGCAGAGGACAACGGCGUCCUGUCGUCGGGUGAACUUCAGAGCAUUCUUCAGAUUGUCAACCAGGACAACAAAACCUCCAGCCGGGAAGGUUCUCCGACCUCCAAUUUGAAGAUCCAGUGUAUUGACGCCGCUCAUCUGCUUGAACAGACCAACGUGAAAGAAGGUGUCGCUAUGGCGUCCGUUGCCAAAGUGUCUGCUGCCAUCGUCAGUCACCUCCUGAGAGGUCCCUGUUUCGCUCAGAGGAACCUCCCUCCGCCGGCUUUUUUUACCAACUACAUCUUUCAUUCCCUUAAUCGCACCAGCGACCUCCAAGUUGUAGAUUUGGAAGUACUUCUUCAUCAGCUUGGUGUUGGCGGAGAAGGAAAGAAGCCACACGCUCACGACAGGAAGAGGCGAAGCUCGCGGGUCGAGUCGGCGCAUUCGCUGGAGGGUUGCGAGCACCAAGCUGGCAACUGGGCGCAGGUGUGUUUUUCAGCCAAUCAGCUAGUGUAUAUUUUUUCUCUGGACCCGCAACUGCCCAUUUCGAAGGAGCACUUUGGACAAAUGUGCCCGGCCAUCAUCCAGCAGUUGCUAGGCCACGCGUGCCAUUCUGCAGAAGACACCGCGAGAGCUCAGCCCACUGCUUUUGAGAAGUAUGGCUACAGCACGAUGGCGGUGCUGCUCAUCACCCUGGGAUCCAUGCUAGGCAUCUGCCUGAUCUUCUUCAACUCCCGCCAGGAGAGCUAUAGCCUCAUCUUGCAGCUUUUUGUGGGCCUGGCCGUGGGGACUCUCUCGGGCGAUGCCCUCCUUCACCUCAUCCCGCAAAUCCUCGGCCUCCAUGGACAUGACGAGGAACACCUCACAGAGCAAACGGACUAUUUGUGGAAGACCGUCGGCAUGGUGGCCGGCAUCUACGGCUUCUUCCUCAUGGGGAGGAUCUUUUCCUUCCUGGUUCCUCAGCACGGACAUAGCCACUCUCGGGGGGGCUCCAAGGGUCCGUCCCAGAGGGGCAAGUCCAUCUCCACCAUCCAGCUGGUAAGGCUCAUUUGGGUUCUGAAAAGAGCAAUGUGGUUCACUACCGAUGAAGUCCUUAACGUAGUUUCCCUAGGCUGUGACAUUCCCUUGCUGGCUGUGAUGGUCAUUGUUGGCGACAGCCUCCACAACUUUGCCGAUGGCCUAGUGGUGGGCGCCGCCUUCUCCUCCUCGCCCGAGACCGGCAUGGCGACCACUGUGGCCAUCUUGUGCCACGAGAUCCCGCACGAGAUGGGUGAUUUUGCGGUGCUGCUGAGCUCCGGACUCCCCGUGAAGACGGCCGUGAUCAUGAAUUUUGUCAGCGCCCUGACGGCCUUCGCAGGCCUCUACAUUGGACUCUUCGUCUCGGCCCAGGCUCAUGUGCAGCAGUGGAUCUUUGCAGUGACUGCGGGCAUUUUCCUCUACCUGUCACUGGUGGAGAUGCUUCCUGAGAUGAAUCGCUUCCAGAGUGGACGGCCAUUAACUGCGUUCCUCCUGCAGAAUAUUGGCCUCCUGUCGGGUUGGGCCUGUCUCCUGCUGCUCGCACUCUUUGAACAUGAUCUCAAAUUCUAGUAUUAUCAUAAUCACAACAAUAAACGGGGAUAUUUUAUGGCGGUGUCUCCUUUGUGAGGCUUAUUGCUGCCCACAAUGGGUGAGAAGAGUGUGCUAUUUUUUUCAUACCUAGUUUUUGUUCAUUCGUCGGUGGUUAUGGUCAUGCAACGGCUAGCUGCUAAGCGAUCCCACAAAAAAUGUGUUUUCUGAGUUUGGCCAUGUUGACAUUCGCAAGCGUGAGUGUGGCCACUGUAACGUCGUUUUGUCAACAGCAGGGGGCAAUACAGGAUAGCCUGGAAGACAAGCGGAUACAAAAUAUUACGAAGAAUUUUUUUAGACUUAUCUUGAAUUCCGCUUUAAAGUGUGAAAAACAUUAAUUCUCCUUGCAUUUUGAUAUAAAUAAAAAUGAACAACUGUUUCAGG
This is a messenger RNA of Syngnathus typhle (broad-nosed pipefish), 2880 nucleotides long. RefSeq names its product zinc transporter ZIP12-like. The coding region runs from base 454 to 2478 and encodes 674 amino acids. Gene Ontology annotation, molecular function: zinc ion transmembrane transporter activity. Gene Ontology annotation, cellular component: membrane. Gene Ontology annotation, biological process: zinc ion import across plasma membrane; intracellular zinc ion homeostasis. Lineage: Eukaryota; Metazoa; Chordata; Actinopteri; Syngnathiformes; Syngnathidae. The record is from RefSeq and is a predicted model, not a curated record. The transcript is spliced from 10 exons.